AUGCACAGGCCUGCUAUGACGGUGUUGGGCGACUCCACAAUAGUUCAUUCGCAAUGCCACCAACUUGAUCUUGAACACGACCACCCCUCCAAUCGACCUACACCCUAUCGCUCGUUGCGCAAAGCCAUAUCGAUCCCUGCCGUCUCGUCACUAGUCAAGGGCUCGUGGAAUUGGGCAGGUGAGACCUUGCACACCUAUCGCGAUGGUCUCUCCGCGGAGCAGCGGAAACAGCGCGAGGAGAUCGAAAACCGCAAACAACUCUUCUACUUGAAGAUCAAGAAUGCUGUCACGUACGAGGAAUGGAGCGAAUGCGCCAGCGAACUAGACGUACUGGAAAACAACAAGGCCUGGAAAUAUACACUGGAGUGCACGGAAUACCACCCACAACUAGUUCACGAGCGAUUAAGACAGCUGGAAGACGCGCGCAUUAGUUGCGAUGUGAGCCGCAUGCUCUUCCUCGUCCGGACGGCGCUCAGCCGCGACCUGGGGAAGAUGAGCAAUGCUUCUCUUUAUCGACAUUCGCAUAUCGGCACCAAGGACCUCAUCGAUCGAUAUAUCAACGCGGCCCUUGAUACGAUAACAACAUUGGUGGACCUCUCGGUACACGAUCGCUGCGAUGGCUUGGAACUGAAAUACAUCCUGAGACCAGCUGCAUUCGGUCGAAGCGCCCUUCUCUUCUCCGGGGGUGCCACAUUUGGCAUGAACCAUAUCGGCGUCCUCAAGGCUCUAUAUGAGACCGGCCUUAUCCCUCGCAUUAUCUCGGGUGCCUCGGCGGGGAGUAUCGUGUGCGCGGUUUUUUGCACCCGUCAGGACGAGGAAUUGGCUGGUCUGCUGGAUACCUAUGCGCAUGGUAACUUUGCUGUUUUCAAUGAGCAUGGACAAGAGGAGAAUAUCUUUCAGAAGACGGCGCGGUUCUUGAAAUUUGGGUCCUUCUUGGAUAUCUCUCACCUGGCGAAUACUAUGCGCAACUGGCUCGGGGACAUUACUUUCCAGGAGGCAUAUAACCGGACGAGACGGAUUUUGAAUAUAUGUGUCUCCAGCGCUGAUAUCUAUGAGCUUCCGCGGCUGCUCAACUAUAUUUCCGCGCCCAAUGUGUUGAUCUGGUCUGCAGUUGCGGUAUCCUGCUCCGUGCCACUCGUCUUUAGGCCCUUUACUUUGAUGGCGAAGGAUCCCUUAACAGGCGAGGCAGUGCCUUGGAACGACCUUCAUAAGCAGUAUAUCGAUGGAUCUGUCGACGGCGACCUUCCAAUGACGCGCCUGUCAGAAAUGUUCAACGUCAAUCAUUUCAUCGUUUCACAGGUGAACCCUCAUGUGGUCCCAUUCCUACCGAAGGAAGAUGGACCAGUCAGCGUAGCCGAACAGGCAUCAUCCCUCGUCCCUCGAUGGAUGAACACGAUGACCCACCUCGCCAAAGACGAAAUGCUUUACCGAAUGACUGUUCUUUCCGAAUUAGGGGUAUUCCCCAACUCAAUGACCAAGUUUGCCUCCAUCAUGAACCAGAAAUACAGCGGCGACAUCAACAUUUACCCCGAACUCAUCUCAUCAAACUUUCCUCGGAUAUUGGAGAACCCGACGACGGAGUUUAUGCAGCAAGCUUGCCUGAGCGGGGAACGGGCAACAUGGCCCAGGUUAAGCCGUAUCCGAAAUGCGGUUGCCAUCGAGCUUGCACUAGACAGAGCCAUCCAACAGAUGCGGGCCCGCGUGGCUUUUAGCCCGGGACAAGUCGAUUUCAGGCUGCAAGAAUCAACUCGUCACUCUUCCGACUUAUCAAUAGAAAAUGGUAGCGACGGACGGGGAAGCAUGCGUAAUCGAAGAAGAGGUUCGCAUGGCCAUGAGUUAGAAAGCAGAAGAUCACGAAGACUGUCUCACAGCGAUCCAGCGCAUGAACUGCGAAAAGCGCACAGCACGGUAUCACUAGAGAACCCAUCUGUCAUGACAUCGAACGAUCCAAUGUCUGCGUCAGUCCGGCCAAAGGCCCACCAUCAGCGUCGAUCUACAAUCUCCGGGAGCGGAGCGCUGUUCGCGACUGGAUCUGCUAGCGACGACGACGAGGAAAAACAGACAGAGGAGGAUGAGCCACUCGACUUUUCCUUCUCCAUUGCACCUCCACCGUUCAAAAAUCAAACUCCCUGGGACGCUUCUUGCUAUCGCGAGGAGUUGAGUCAUGGCCCACGGAGCCCAGUCCGAUCCCGACGAUCUUCAUUCUCUUCUGGCAGGUCACAAAGGAGGUCCGGAUCAGGCCAACGAGGUUCACCAAAACGAGUCUUUGCACCAUCGUCACGCGAUAUCUCCAUGGCAUUGUCUCCAUCAUCGCGCCAUCAACUAAGCAUGACACUGAGCAUUAACCCGAUCUCUCCUGACUCACUCACGCGUAAGCCGCGCUCAUGA
This is a messenger RNA of Penicillium waksmanii, 2388 nucleotides long. Its product is annotated as putative Patatin family phospholipase. Gene Ontology annotation, molecular function: triacylglycerol lipase activity. Bases 1 to 2388 code for a protein of 795 amino acids. The transcript is spliced from 4 exons. Gene Ontology annotation, biological process: lipid metabolic process. The record is from RefSeq and is a predicted model, not a curated record. NCBI's taxonomy places the organism in Eukaryota, Fungi, Ascomycota, Eurotiomycetes, Eurotiales, Aspergillaceae.